GCAUGUUCCUCAGUGACCCUUGCAGGCCGAGGAGAUACCACGUCCACAUCAUGACGAAAGGGUCUGUGCUAGCUUCGUGCGUCCUUUUGUCGUGCUCUUUCGAACCGGCGGCUCCGUUCCUCCAGGCCGGUAUAGGAGCACGAACGUCGUAUGUUGCACUUGGAAGCAGACAGCAGCCUCUGCAGCAUCAUGUGUCGCGGUAUCAUCACCGGCGGCAACACCAGCGAGAGACCGUAAGGUGUUUCUUCAGCUUCGGGGGGGGCGCGAAAAAGGGCCCCCCAGCCAACUACGACGCGAUCGCGGCUCAGGCCAUCGCUGCUGUGCAGGCGGGGCUCAAGAGCGGAGAGAAGGCCAUGGAAGUCGAGUUUCCCCCGCUGGCCUCCCUGAACAAGAUUAACGACGGCAGCGCCAAGAAUCGAAGACUGGCGCGGGAGAACACCCUAAGUUUCGCAAAGAAGCUGGUCGGUGCGAUCGGCAAGAGCAAGAAAGCGUACGUGGUGUGCUGCCAGCCGGGGGCGAAGGCCGACUUCGGUAUCGGGGUCAGGGGAGCGGCCGACGUGCGCGACAUCAACGCCAAGAACCUGCCGCCGGCCAAGGCCGGGGACGUGGUGGUGGUGGUGACGCCGGCUGACCAGGGCCAGUGGAAGCUGGCAAAAAAAAUGGCCGAGACAACCACUGUGGUUAUCGUUAACGGCGUUUUCGUGAACGGCUACGUGCCCUUCGAGCCGGUGUACUACUUCAAGCCUAUCUCCGGGUGGGGUUCCGUGGUUCGUCAGUACCCGGGCCCUUUUACGGCCUACCUGGCUAACUCGAACAAAGUGGUUCCUUGCGAUGCAGGACUUGUGAAGCAGGGAGACAUCCGGAGACCGGAUCUAAGGAGCGCUGCCAAUGCCCUCAGCGCGGCGUUUCGAGAGCAACAAGGAGCAGCAUAG
Molecule: messenger RNA, 932 nt
Organism: Ectocarpus siliculosus
Lineage: Eukaryota; Phaeophyceae; Ectocarpales; Ectocarpaceae
Source: the annotation of a GenBank genome assembly